Molecule: messenger RNA, 1374 nt
Organism: Penicillium diatomitis
Lineage: Eukaryota; Fungi; Ascomycota; Eurotiomycetes; Eurotiales; Aspergillaceae
Exons: 2
Coding region: 1-1374 (457 amino acids)
Source: RefSeq, a predicted model, not a curated record
AUGGGCCGCAUCAACACCGACGAUCGCGCGGACGCCGCUUCGUCGCACUCGCUGCAUUCCCUCCCCGAUGAAGACGAUCUACCGCCUCCUUAUACCGAUGAACCUGAAUUCGAUUCCAGUCCGAUUCCUGCGCAGGCCCGCGAAAUCGCCCCGUCGCGUUCAAACGUGCCCUUUCGGCCUCUAAGCGUCGUCGACUCAGCCUACGCUAUUCCGGGAUCCACAGGCGUCCGAUCUCAUGAUGCUCGAGUUGUGAGCCUCGCGCCACAGCUGUCACAUAAUGCGGAGGAGCUGUUCGAACUCAUUCGGCGACAGUUGAAACUUCCGGUGCGGCCUAUGCUACAUAUUCGGGGCUCGCACACCGACUCCUCCAAGGACGACAAAGACAAGAAGACCAAUCAAGUGGUCGACUUUGAAUUUCGGCUUGACCUGGCCGAGACGAUAUUGACAGGAUGGGAGGGUCAGCCAAUGGACAUCAAUUUCUUGGAGUUGAAUGUGAUCAGAGAUGACGAUGAUGCUCUUGUAUUUCGAGGUGGUAGAAUGCGGUCGCGCACUUACAAGCCGCGCAAGACUGUGCGGACCCCUCAACAGUCAACUGACAGCGAUGCCGCGCUCCUCGGGCCGGACCUCGAGGAGGCUCACUAUAAUGACGAGCAGGCAGAGCUCCCUGCUAUCACAGAGCCCAGUCUCAGGAAGGACUUGACGCUUUGGUGCGAGCGAUACUGUCUGGACCCAUCGCCCGUCAAAUCGUUUACCAUCCAUCGCGAGCUGAAGGGUUUCGACAGCACGGCUAUGCGCAACAUUUUCAACACCCAUAUCCGCGAGCUGAACUACCGUGGCAGUAUCGAUCAGGGCAUUACGCAGGCCCACAGGACUGUUACAAUCUACUCUCCGCAUUGGAUCAAUCGGCUUCGUACCAAUAACUUUGUCUGGUGGAUAGUCGUGCUACUGCAGCUGUGGAUUAUCACGUGGCCGAUUAUCUGGUUCAUGGAGAAGCGCUACGAGAUCGCAUCUGCCCGAUGGAACGCGAGCCUGAUUCCCGAGUGGGGAAAUGGCUUGGUCCGUAUCUUUGCACAGGGUCGCGAUGAAUCUGCUCUGGCAGAGUGGUGGGCGCCCGCUGUCAAGCAGGCGGCUUGGACCCGUCGCUCCGACCGGGACAAUCUGCUGACGAGACUGGACGCAGAGCGAAUGCAGGGACUGACAACAGCGCAGAUCGUCAAUACCCGGACUCAGGACUCUGCCGCUGAAUCAGAGCGUCGUCAACGCGUCGCCCGGGGUGAAGGUGGGUUUGUUGAUAAUGUGGUUGGCUUGGCUCGCGGUAUUAGCGAGGUCGGACAGGAUUGGAGAUUCUCUACCGGUUGGGGUGCCAAUACCUGA